AGUAAUUAUAUAUAUAUAUUGAUGUGCUUUUUAUCAGGCAGUUCAUCGAUGACAAUGGACGAUGAGCAAGUUAUUGAGUUCGAGUAUUUGGAUGAUAUGAUCUUGGAGUAUCUUUUUAAUCAUGAAGAACUACGCAAGAUCAAGAAUUUCAAGAAAGAUUGGCUGAGUAAAUUGUCUUUCCGGCGCCCGUCGUCGAAAAGAGAGCUGUGGGCAUUUUGGAGUGAGCCGACUCUCUCUCCUUGCAGUGGUGGUAGUAUUACGGAUUCGGCAACUCACACACCCACCACAAAUCAACCCAUCAUUACAGACAUCAUCAAAUCUGCCCUUCUACACUUCCAUCGAAGUUGUUAUGAUGAUGUUCGACUUCUUAUACAGUUUUGGGCACCCAUCACAACAGAAACAGGGUGUGUCCAGCUUGUUACUUCAGAUCAACCUUUUGCUCUUACUUAUCGUCUUGAUGAAGGACUUCUUAAGUAUAGGAAGCAGUGUUUGCAAUACAAAUUUAAUGUGGAUGGGGAUGGGGAAGAAGUAGAAGGCCUUGGAAUCCCUGGCCGUGUUUUCCGCCAAAAAUGGCACAAGUAUCUACCAGAUGAGCGACAUUACUCUACCAAAGAGUACCCACAGCGUGAUUUUGCUCUAGCUUGCCAUAUUUCGAAAUCUUUUUGUUUUCCGUUGUUUCAAACCUCUUUCCAGGAAUGCGUUGGAGUACUUGAGUUUGCUGCAACUAACAUUAUCAGUUUAUACUCGACGUGUAAUUCGUUUAUCAAGCUUGCGGGUCUGAAAACUUCUUGGUGUGAUGGAUAUGAUUGUAUUAGUAAGGGUUUAGAUACAGAUGAUCAUCCAGAUAUAUGGGAUGAAAUCGAAGAAGGGUUGGAAGUGGUGUGCAAAACUCACGACUUACCUUUGGCUAACACAUGGAUUCCGUGCGGGCAUUUCAAUGGCUUGGCCUUUGAUGGCAAUUUGGAUAAUAGCUAUGAUACGUUUGAUGUAAGCUGUAUGGGACCAGCCUUUCACUAUGUAUGUGACGCAUCUUGUAUUCUAGAUGGUGAGCUGAAUGAUUUCUUUGAUGACUGGAAUGAUUUUCAAAGGGGGCAUGGAGUUGUUGGGAGUGCAUAUCAGUCACAUAAACCGUGUUUCUGCAAAGAUAUAACUCAAUUCAGCAUUACCGAAUACCCCUCCCUGCCCUUUCCACACGCUUUUGGCUUAACAGGUUGUUUCGCAAUUUGUUUGCAAAGUAUUUUUUCCGACAAUUAUGAUUAUAUCAUAAUAGAGUUUUUUUUGAAUCCUAAAAACACAUAUGGUGAAGACCCAACUACCUUCUUGUGCCCAAUAUUAGAAACAAUGAAACAACAUUUCCCAAACUUUAAGCUUGCUUCUGGAGAAGAACUCAGGAAGGAAUUAUCCAUUGAAGUUAUUAAGCCUCGCAUGAAUCAGGAGCCUACUUCUUUUCAAUGCCAAAGAACUUCAUCUCCAUCUAAUAGGCCUGGUGCCUUACAAAAUGGACAAGAGAUGAUGCAGCCACAUUCAUCAAAUCAACAGCCAAUAGUUGAAGUUGAUGAUCUCAACAAUGACUGGCAUGUUGUUGAUGCGGAGCAAAACAAUGGACAAGAGCAAAAUAACGUUCCCAUUACUCGUCCAGAUGAGGCAUGCAUGAAUCACGAACCUGAUUUUUCUCAAUGCCAAAGUUCUAUAUCUCCGCCUAGGCUUGAAGUCUCACAUAAUGGGCAAGAGACGACGUGGCCAGAUCCACCACAUCAGCAACUAACAUAUGAAGUUGAAGUUGAUGAUAUCAACGAUGGAAGGAAUGUCAAUGCAAAUUCAAUCACUUAUGAGAAGCUCGAAAAACAUUUUGGGAAGAAACUUGAAUAUGUUGCACAGAUUUUUGGUGUGAGCCGAUCUACAUUUAAGCGUAUGUGCCGAGACAAUAAAAUUAAUCGCUGGCCGCGGAGCAAGAGAAAAAAGGUUGAAGGCUCUCCCUCUAGACGAGAACCUCCAUGUUCUGAUUUGCCUACUACGAAACUCGUGACACAUCACAUGACUCCGCUUGUAAGACCACCACCAGAGGCAAGGACGAUGACUAUAAAGGCAACCUAUGCAGAUGAUCUGAUAAAGUUUCAAUUACCUUUUUCGUCAUCAAUGGUGGACUUAGAAGAGGAAGUUUCCAAGAGGUUGAAGUUCCAUGUUGGAACUUACAAGAUCAAAUAUACAGAUGAUGAUGGUGAUCGGGUCUUAAUAGCCUGCGACAAGGAUUUGCAAGAUUGUAUGAAUGCUUCUAAUUCAUUGGGCACGAAUACAAUCAAAAUGUUCAUUGAGCCAAUUAAUAGAAUAUCUCCUUUAGCCUAACUAGUUAUGUAUGUAAGUUCCUAACUAUGUGUUGAUACAAAGUAAUCAAAUUGUUCUUCAGUA
Molecule: messenger RNA, 2406 nt
Organism: Cornus florida
Lineage: Eukaryota; Viridiplantae; Streptophyta; Magnoliopsida; Cornales; Cornaceae
Product: protein NLP6-like
Exons: 5
Coding region: 22-2343 (773 amino acids)
Molecular function (GO): protein binding; DNA-binding transcription factor activity
Source: RefSeq, a predicted model, not a curated record